GUAACUUGGUUUAAAGCAGAUACAAUGGUGAAACUAAUUCACACCUUAGCUGAUCACAGUGAUGAUGUCAACUACUGUGCCCUCUCCUCUUCCUGCUUGGCUACUUGCUCCCUGGACAAAACAAUUCGCCUCUAUUCUUUAAACAACUUUACUGAACUUCCCUACUCACCAUUAAAAGGUCACACUUAUGCUGUCCACUGCUGCUGCUUUUCUCCUUCUGGACAUAUUUUAGCUUCAUGUUCGACAGAUGGUACCACGAUGCUAUGGAAUACUCAUAAUGGUCAGACGCUGGCAGUGCUGAAGCAGCCUCGUGGCAGCCCUGUAAGAGUCUGCCGAUUUUCCCCUGACUCUGCUUACCUAGUUUCUGGUGCAGCUGAUGGUAGCAUUGUUCUUUGGAAUGUGCAGUCAUUGAAAUUGUACAGAUCUGGGAGUGUUAAGGAUGGUUCCUUGGUGGCAUGUGCGUUUUCUCCUAAUGGAUAUCUCUUUGUCACUGGAUCAUCAUGUGGAGAUUUAACCAUUUGGGAUGAUAAAAUGAGGUGCUUGUAUAAUGAAAAAGGACAUGAUCUUGGUGUCACCUGCUGUGAUUUUUCUUCACAGGCAGUUUCUGAUGGAGAGCAAGGAUCCAGAUGUUUCCGAAUGGCAUCUUGUGGUCAGGAUAACCAGAUCAAGCUUUGGCUUAUUUCACUGGCUGAUUCCUUAGGUUGUGAAUUAAAAUAUGAAUGCACAUUGAAUGGACAUUCUGCCCCAGUCCUGGCUUGUGCUUUUUCCUGUGAUGGGCAGAUGUUAGUUUCAGGAUCUGUGGACAAAUCCAUCAUAAUACAUGACACUAAAACUGGGAGCAUCUUGCACACUUUAACUCAGCAUACCAGAUAUGUUACAACUUGUGCCUUUGCACCAGAUAUUCCAUUACUUGCAACAGGUUCAAUGGAUAAAACUGUGAAUAUCUGGCAAUUUGAUCCAAAGCAACAUUGUGCAGGAAGUGGACUGGAAGAUGAACCUAAGAUGUCUAUUGAGAACUGGUCAGAGGAAGAGGUCUCAGUCUGGCUUUGUGCACAAGGUUUAAAAGACCUUGUUGGGAUUUUCAAGAUGAAUAACAUUGACGGCAAAGAGCUGCUGAGUCUUACAAAACACAGUUUGACUAACGACUUAAAAAUUGCUCUUCUUCGAAGGGGGAGGUGAAAGGUCUUCAGGGUACCCACAAGGAGGAAUGUCCAAGGGGUUUUUUGCAUUUGGGAAAAGUUAGGAGCUAUAUUGCAGAAGUCUGCCCAGAGGAAGUACUCGUCUAUCAGGGCUGGCCUGUGGAUGUCUGGCAUGCCCAGUCAGCUGCUGACUUGUGAUUGGGGACAAUUGCAGGGCAAGCAAGGUCAGAAAGCCAGGAAGUCAGGGUUGGGCACUACCAUGUCAGAGUCGAACCAGGUCAGGAUACCAGGAAGUCAGGGCUGGGUGCCAGGUAACAAUCCAAUAGUGAAGUGAAGGACAGGUCAGGGUCAGAGUCCGGAUUCUAGGAUCUGUCGCAAACAGGGUCUGGAGCACAAGUAAGUAGGCAGGCAGUCUUGUUGCUCACCAUCAUGGCUUCCUAAUUUAUAUACUGGUAUUGGCCAGUCAGUGAGCUGGAAGUGGCCUCUGCUUAGGCCCUAUUGGUGGUACUUCCUGCUGAGCCUAGCUUUGCAGGGUCCUCUUAUGCACACCUACCUCUAAUGGCAAUGCAGAGUCAUCAGUGGUCCAGAACCCCAAUGGGUUCAGAUUCUAGCCCUACAAGUUCUUACAUACAUAUACUAAUUGUGAGAGGCCUCAGGGUACAAUUUGGACUGUUGAAUCAUUGUGCCCCCUUAACUCUCCAGUCUGGUGUGUCCUAUAUCCUGCUUUGCAGUGUGAGCUGCCACUUGGCCCACUCACCCCCAUCUCUAGCGUGCAAGUCACCCCCAGACAACUACUAGAGUGCUAUGCUCAGCCACUCUUGAAUUACACAUAAGGCGAUACCUGCAUAUCCCUCAGCCCCAGCUUUGCACGGCACCCCAGAAAUGUGUGUCUUACACUGCUCAAGACCUCGUUGAUCAGAGUAAACUCAUUAGUUUGUCAUUCCAUCAAAGGGUAUGAAUCUGCACCAGCCCUUGUAACCGGAAUAGAUUCCCCAAACUUAGGUCAAAAACACACUGGCUUAGAGAAAACAUAAAAUAAGUAUAUUAACACAGAAAAAUAGAUUUUAAGUGAUAAGUGGUAUAGAAUUGGUUACAAAGGAAAUAAAAAGUAAAAUCACAGUCUAAUUCCUAAACUUUAUCAAGCUAAGUCAAGUUUGAAGUAACAAGGUUUCUCUUACCCAAUUGCCUACAGCAGUCUGUGCUAACUGGAAAGCUUUUCCAGUUAGGACCAUUCCCCCCAGUCCAAAUGUUUCUUUGUCUUCCAGAUGAUCUUGUUGCGUUCAGAAUAGGUAGGGAAGGAGAGGUGGUCUGGGGCCUUUUCCUUUUUACUGGAAAAGUCCUUGCUGCAUCAUGGGGUCAGGCAGCUCCAUGGUUUACAUGCUCGAACAACUGUCUUUCAUCUGAAUUAUAAAGUUCUUGUUCACAGUUCCUCCCCUGCUAGUGAACGGCCGUUGAUGGUUGCUUUACACCUGACUGGGUGUUGGUCACUCUUUUGCUACCACUGAAGAGCCCGUCUGUGGACAUUGCCCAGACUCAUGUUUCAGUAGCAAACAUACAACAAAAUUUCAUGACUUCAUAUACCAUGAUGAUACACAGAUUUUAACAGGACAGUGAUGUUCAAAAGACCAUAACUUUUCCAAUGAUGCCUCACAAGGCAUGCUUUGUACAAACAGAUCAUAACCAUAUAAAAGUGGUGAGUAUGGGGGUACAGGGUAUUAUUUUGAGGUACACUGUGUCACACUAAUAGACAAGGUCACAACAAAUAUUUUACAGUGAGGUACUACUAUAUGUCAGAUCACAGGAGGCAUUAUUGCAUGAACUGCCUCAUUGGGAUCUAGAAGUCAGUAGUUAGCUCUUGAAAUUCUGAGAGUAGGUAUCCAUAAAAGACCAUUGUCCCAAGGAAGACCAUUUCUGAAAAGCAAAUGAUAAAAUCAGUUUCUGUAUUAAUUUUAUUAAAUGUUGGAGAUGGCCUAAAACUGUGCUGUGGUGCUCAUCAGCUGAGACUAAUCAGAUAACGCUGACUAUAGGUUAUGUGAAAAUUGAAAGCUGUGGGACUGAUGAUAGGAGGACUGACCCACUGUACAGAUCACACUCAGUACUAAGAUGACGCCAUUGAGAACUAAUUACAAACUACAAAUAAGAAAAUGAAAUCUGAUUUGGCAGAACCUGUGAUAAGGAUUGAUUAUAGGAUGCAGAGAAAAAACAAUGUAUUGAUUUUAAAUAUUUGAGUUAGAAUAAUCAGGAAUUGACU
Dermochelys coriacea (leatherback sea turtle) is the source of this 3390-nucleotide messenger RNA. RefSeq names its product WD repeat, sterile alpha motif and U-box domain containing 1 (gene WDSUB1). Gene Ontology annotation, biological process: protein ubiquitination. The record is from RefSeq and is a predicted model, not a curated record. Lineage: Eukaryota; Metazoa; Chordata; Testudines; Dermochelyidae. The transcript has 9 exons. Bases 25 to 1179 code for a protein of 384 amino acids. Gene Ontology annotation, molecular function: protein binding; ubiquitin-protein transferase activity.